Molecule: messenger RNA, 1678 nt
Organism: Lotus japonicus
Lineage: Eukaryota; Viridiplantae; Streptophyta; Magnoliopsida; Fabales; Fabaceae
Product: cytochrome P450 82A4-like
Exons: 2
Coding region: 1-1590 (529 amino acids)
Biological process (GO): defense response to other organism
Molecular function (GO): heme binding; iron ion binding; monooxygenase activity
Source: RefSeq, a predicted model, not a curated record
AUGGACUUACUUUCAAGUUCCCUAAUUAACUCUACUUCAAUUGCACUCCUUUCUGUAAUAAUCUUCUUGUUCUUGUUCCUUCACUAUCAUUUUCGUCCUUCCAAUUCCAAAGAGCCUCCAUUAGCUGCUGGUGCAUGGCCAAUACUCGGUCACCUAAUCCCACUAUUUGCUGCUAAUACACAAAAACCGCCACACAGAACCUUGGGUGCCUUAGCGGACCGGUAUGGACCCUUAUUCACCAUCAAGCUCGGCACCACGCGCGCCGUGGUACUUAGCAACUGGGAAAUAGCCAAAGAGUGCUUCACCACAAACGACAUCAUCGUUUCGGCUCGUCCCAAACUCGUCGCGACGCAACACAUGGGCUACAACGGAGCCAUGUUUGGCCUCUCCCCUUACGGUCCUUAUUGGCGCGAGCUACGUAAAAUCACAACUCUAGAGAUCUUUUCCAACCGCCGCGUCGAGCAACUCGGCUAUGCUCGUGUCUCUGAAGUUCAAACCUCAAUCAAAGAGCUGUACAAUGUUUGGUGUAGCGAAAAGAACAAGGAGUCUGAUUAUGUGUUGGUGGAGUUGAAGCAAUGGUUUUACGAGGUGACGUUCAACAUGGUUCUUCGGAUGACCGUUGGGAAGCGAUAUUUCAGUUCUGCUGGCGUGGUUAGGGAGCGUUGUGUGAGUGCUUUGAAGGAGUUUUUGCGCUUGAUGGGGGUGUUCACGGUGGGAGAUGCGGUUCCUUGGUUGAGAUGGUUUGAUUUUGGUGGACAUGUUAAGGAAAUGAAGGACAAUGCUAAGGAGUUGGACAAUGCUAUGAGUGAGUGCUUAGAGGAGCACAAGCAGCAUAGGGCCAUGUUGGGUGAAAAGGUUGGUCGUGAUGAUCAAGACUUCAUGGAUGUCAUGAUUUCACUGCUUGAUGGAACAACAAUUGAGGGGUUCGAUGCUGAUACUAUAAUCAAAGCCACAGUACUGGCAAUAUUUUUAGGAGGAGUUGAGACAACCACUGUGACCCUUAUAUGGGCAAUAUGUUUGAUACUGAGAAAUCCUCACGUAUUGAAAAAAGUAAAAGAAGAACUCAACACUCAAGUUGGUAAAGGCAAAUGCAUAAGUGAGUUAGAUAUAAGUAAGUUGGUGUAUCUUCAAGCCACAGUCAAAGAAGCACUGAGAUUGUAUCCAGCCACCCCUCUUUCAACACCUCGUGAGUUUUCAGAGAAUUGCAAUUUAGGCGGCUACCAAGUUAAAAAGGGAACUCGACUCAUAACAAAUAUUUGGAAGAUCAACACCGAUCCAAGUGUUUGGCCAGAUCCAUUGGAUUUCCAACCAGAAAGGUUCCUUACAACUCAUAAAAAUGUUGAUGUUAGGGGUCAUCAUUUUGAGUUAUUACCAUUUGGAUGUGGUAGGAGAAUUUGUCCUGGAAUAUCAUUUGGCCUGCAAAUGGUUCAAUUAACUCUGGCUAGUUUUUUGCAUUCCUUUGAAAUCACGAAUCCAAUAGGUGAGCUUGUUGACAUGACUGAAUCCUCUGGAAUGACCAAUGCCAAAGCUACUCCACUUGAGGUUCUUGUUAAACCACGUCUGUCUCCAAAUUGUUAUGAAAACAUGUAAUCUUUGUGUUAGCAGGGGGGUCCUUCGUGGUUUUAGAAUUAAAUAAAACUUGUCUUUCAUACUGCUAUGAAAUCAAGUUAUUAUAUGA